Cheilinus undulatus (humphead wrasse) is the source of this 5598-nucleotide messenger RNA. It is a transcript of the gene top2b, whose product is annotated as DNA topoisomerase II beta. Lineage: Eukaryota; Metazoa; Chordata; Actinopteri; Labriformes; Labridae. Gene Ontology annotation, biological process: sister chromatid segregation; resolution of meiotic recombination intermediates; DNA topological change. Bases 469 to 5292 code for a protein of 1607 amino acids. Gene Ontology annotation, molecular function: DNA binding; DNA topoisomerase type II (double strand cut, ATP-hydrolyzing) activity; ATP binding. Gene Ontology annotation, cellular component: nucleus. The transcript has 36 exons. The record is from RefSeq and is a predicted model, not a curated record.
UCUAUCUUGCAGAUGGAGGAGCCGGACAGCGGACGCUACUGCUAGCCGAUACUCGUUUUAUUUUUAAAUGAAACAUAUUUAAUGAAUUCCUUUCAGACCACUUUCUUUCUAACUUCUAUUUUAUCCUGCUGAGUUUGCAUAUGAAAUUUUAAGCCUAUUUAACGUGUGUGUGUUGUAUAGUAUUUAUUUAGCAGUAAGUAGCCCGGCUAGCAUCUUUGUUGGAAGUUUAGGCCUAAAGUGCUCACCGCUUGUCGAUUUUAACAAAAGCCGCCGAUACACUCCCCUCCUCUGCUUGUUUUGAUUCACUCGAAGGAUUAUCUUUGACAAAGCAAGGAAAACAUGAGAGAUAAACAAGCCUGGGCUUCUUUCAGAAACUAGGACCUUUGUUAUGCAGACGGACUUUUAAUUUACCAGGAGCUGAAGACAUUUUGAGAGCUGCAUCACAGCAAACAGGAUCACAAAGGGAACAUGUCCAACGGAGCAGCAGGCAGCGGGGGUCUGGCAUGGCUGGAGGCUGCGAAUGGCAGAGGUGACGGCGGCAAGAUGGAAGGAGCAAAGAAAGACAAGGCCAGCUCCAAGUUGUCUGUGGAGCGAGUGUACCAGAAGAAGACUCAGCUCGAGCACAUUCUUCUCCGUCCUGAUACGUACAUCGGCAGCGUUGAGCCCAUCACCCAGCAAAUGUGGGUUUUUGAUGAAGACGUCGGGAUGAACCAGAGAGAAAUCACCUAUGUCCCUGGACUGUACAAAAUCUUUGAUGAAAUUCUGGUGAAUGCAGCCGACAACAAACAAAGAGACAAGAACAUGACUGGCAUUAAGAUCACUAUUGAUCCCGAGUCGAACAUCAUUUCUAUCUGGAACAAUGGCAAAGGAAUUCCUGUGGUGGAGCACAAGGAUGAGAAGAUGUACGUCCCAGCUCUUAUUUUUGGUCACCUUCUCACUUCAAGCAACUACGAUGACAACGAGAAAAAAGUCACAGGUGGAAGGAAUGGGUAUGGUGCUAAACUCUGCAACAUCUUCAGUACCAAGUUCACCGUUGAAACAGCCUGCAAAGAAUACAGACACAGUUUCAAACAGACAUGGCAGAACAACAUGAGCAAGACCUCCGAUCCAAAGAUCAAAUUCUUUGACGGGGACGACUUCACUUGUGUCACGUUCCAGCCUGACCUGUCCAAAUUCAAGAUGGAGAAACUGGACAAAGAUAUUGUCGCGCUUCUUACCCGCAGAGCAUACGAUGUAGCCGGCUCCUGCAAGGGGGUCAAAGUCACGCUGAAUGGGAAAAAAUUACCGGUUAACGGCUUCCGCAGCUAUGUGGAUCUGUAUGUGAAGGACAAACUGGAUGAGACGGGUGUGGCUCUAAAAGUGGUGAAUGAAACUGUGAACGACCGGUGGGAAGUCUGCCUCACCAUGAGCGAGAAAGGAUUUCAACAAAUCAGCUUUGUGAACAGCAUCGCCACAACCAAGGGCGGUAGACACAUUGACUAUGUGGUUGACCAGAUCGUGUCCAAACUUAUCGAAGUGGUGAAGAAGAAGAACAAGGCAGGAGUGAACGUCAAACCUUUCCAGGUGAAGAACCACAUCUGGGUGUUUGUGAACGCUCUAAUCGAGAAUCCCUCCUUCGACUCCCAGACCAAGGAGAACAUGACACUCCAGACGAAGAGCUUCGGGUCCAAGUGCCUUCUCUCUGAGAAGUUUGUCAGAGCUGCAACCAACUGCGGGAUCGUCGAGAGUAUCCUCAACUGGGUGAAGUUCAAAGCUCAGACACAGCUGAAUAAGAAGUGUUCGUCCGUGAAGCACAGCAAGAUCAAAGGCAUCCCCAAGCUAGACGACGCCAACGAUGCUGGUGGCAAACACUCGUCUGAAUGCACACUGAUCCUCACUGAGGGAGACUCGGCCAAGUCUCUGGCCGUCUCUGGACUGGGAGUCAUCGGGCGUGAUCGCUAUGGAGUGUUUCCACUGAGAGGAAAGAUCCUCAAUGUGCGAGAGGCAACACACAAACAGAUUAUGGAGAACGCUGAGAUUAACAACAUCAUCAAAAUUGUCGGCCUUCAGUACAAAAAGAGCUACGAUGACGCAGAGUCCCUGAGGACACUGCGAUACGGCAAGAUCAUGAUCAUGACAGAUCAGGAUCAAGAUGGCUCCCAUAUCAAAGGUCUGCUCAUCAACUUCUUCCACCACAACUGGCCGUCUCUUCUGAAACACACAUUCCUGGAGGAGUUCAUCACACCCAUUGUCAAAGCGACCAAGAACAAGCAGGAGGUGGCCUUCUACAGCAUUCCAGAGUUUGAUGAGUGGAAGAAACAGACAGAGAACUUUAAAACAUGGCAUAUAAAGUACUACAAAGGUUUGGGUACAAGUACAGGCAAAGAGGCGAAAGAAUACUUCGCUGACAUGGAGAAACAUCGCAUCAUGUUCAAAUACAGCGGAGCCGAGGACGACGCUGCCAUUACUCUUGCCUUCAGUAAGAAGAAGACAGACGACAGGAAGGAGUGGCUGACCAACUUCAUGGAGGACAGGCGCCAGAGGAGGAUGCAUGGCCUGCCAGAGCAAUACCUAUAUGGGACUCAGGCCAGGCACCUCUCCUACAACGACUUUAUUAACAAAGAGCUGAUCCUGUUUUCUAACUCUGACAACGAGAGAUCCAUUCCCUCCUUGGUUGACGGUUUAAAGCCAGGCCAGAGGAAGGUGCUUUUCACCUGCUUGAAGAGGAACGACAAGAGGGAAGUGAAGGUAGCACAGCUAGCCGGUUCAGUGGCAGAGAUGUCUGCCUACCACCAUGGAGAGUCAGCUCUCAUGAUGACCAUUGUGAACUUGGCUCAGAACUUUGUGGGCAGCAACAACUUGAACAUCCUGCAGCCACUGGGUCAGUUUGGUACUCGCAUCAACGGAGGCAAAGAUGCUGCCAGCCCUCGUUAUAUCUUCACCAUGCUCAGUCCUCUUGCGAAGAGGUUGUUCCCCCCGGUGGAUUCAAACCUGCUUAAGUUCCUGUUUGACGACAACCAGAAGGUAGAGCCCGAGUGGUACAUCCCCAUCAUUCCCUUGGUGCUGGUGAACGGAGCUGAGGGCAUUGGGACAGGCUGGGCGUGUAAGAUUCCCAACUAUGACACCCGAGAGAUUGUCAACAACAUCAACCGCAUGCUCAACCACCAGGACCCACUAACAAUGCUUCCUAGCUACAAAAACUUCAGAGGGGUGAUUCAUGAACUGGGUCAGAACCAGUACCUGGUCAGUGGAGAGGUCUCGGUCAUUGACAGAAACACAAUUGAGAUCACAGAGCUUCCUGUUCGGACAUGGACUCAGGCCUAUAAGGAGUCCGUCCUGGAGCCCAUGCUGCAAGGCACAGACAAAACACCAGCUCUCAUUAGUGAUUAUAAAGAAUAUCACACCGACACCACGGUCAAGUUUGUGGUUCGGAUGUCUGAGGAGAAACUGGCCCAGGCUGAGGCUGCUGGACUCCAUAAAGUCUUCAAGCUGCAGUCCAGCCUGACCUGCAACUCCAUGGUGUUGUUUGACCACAUGGGCUGUCUGAAGAGGUAUGACUCAGUCCAGGACAUCCUCAAAGAGUUCUUCGAGCUCCGCCUGCACUACUACAAACUGAGGAAGGACUGGUUACUGGGCAGCCUAGGAGCCGAGGCCUCGAAAUUGUCCAACCAGGCCCGCUUUGUACUGGAGAAGAUUGAGGGGAAAAUUACAAUUGAGAACAAAUCCAAGCGUGAGCUGAUCCGCAUGCUCGUACAGAAGGGUUAUGAGUCUGAUCCAGUGGUUGCCUGGGGCAAAGCUCAAGAAAAGGCUCAAGAAGAAGACUUCAAUGACGGAGAUGACAGCGACAGCUCAAUCGACUCCGGCUCGUCAUCAGGACCAAACUUCAACUACAUUCUCAACAUGCCUCUGUGGUGUCUGACUAAAGAGAAGGUGGAGGAGCUGCUCAAACAGAGGGACAAUAAGAGAGGAGAGCUACACGACCUGCAGAGGAAAAGUCCAGAAGAUCUGUGGAAGGAGGACUUGGCAGUGUUCGUCGAGGAGCUGGACAAACUGGAGGCCCAGGAGCGAGAGGAGCAGAACUUCGGAAAAGCCAUCAAACUGAUCAAAGGGAAGGUGGGCAAACCUAAAGUGAAGAAGAUGAAUCUGGAGGAGACUUUGCCCUCACCGUUCGGUCGUAGGGUGGAGCCUCCAACUCAGGCAAUCAAAUCAGAUGCAGCCAAGAAACUGACUAAGAAGAAGAAGGGUGAUGUGGACCCAGCGGUGAAGCUAGAGUUUGACGACGAUGGUUUGGGCGGCGAAGGAGCAACAGGAGAAAACUCUGUGACCACGUCAAAGCCUCCAAAGGCUCCACGAGUAAAGAAAGAGAAGAAAGAGUCAACAGGAACUCCCAGAGCCAGAAAACCCCCAGGACCCAAAGGUUCUUCUGGAAAGAAGGUGAAGAAGAGAAACCCUUGGUCUGAAGACGAAUCCAAGUCAGACAGUGAACUGGAGGACAACGAGCAGCCAAUCAUCCCCAGAGAGACCAUCUCAAAGAGGCUAUCAGCUUCCAAACCAAAAUACACGUUCGACUUCUCCGAGGAGGAGGACGAGGACGGGGCAGACGAAGAGGAGAACGGCGACGAUUUUGUGCCUUCUUCUCCUGUGAGGUCUUUCAAAGAUGACUUCACCUCAUCUGCCAGGAAAGAGAGCGACAACGACCAUGAUGACAACGACGACUUCGAUGAAGACUCCUUUUCUCCCUCCAAAAAAAAGACCACGUCUACACCUGUAGCUAAGAAGGAAGAGAAAACCAGCAUCUUCUCAUCCAAGUCCGCCUUCUCUGAUAAGAGCAAUGACAGCGAUGGAUCCAAGUCAGACAGUGAUGAGGACCGCGGCAUCUUCUCCACUUAUUCCUCUUUCAGCAACCGAACGCCGACGCCAGCAAAGAAAGCAGCUAAGACUCCUUCUGAUACACCUCCCAAACCCAAGAAAACACCAGCACCAAAAGCAAAGAAACCAGACAAAUCCAUCUGGGACUCUGACUCUGACACUGGGUCCAAGAAGCCAACACCAGCUCUCAAAGGUAAAGGUCGGGGGAAAAAGAGGAAGGGCUCUGACUCUGAGGAGGAUUACAAUCCAGUGAAGAAAACUCCAAAACCAGCCGCCAGAAAACCUCAGAAAGCUCCAUCCGAUGACGAAGAUGAUGACUUGAACAGCCUGAGUGUGAUCAACGCUCUGUCCCGUGACCGGCCGGGCCGAGCCAAGAAGGAAGUGAGAUACUUUGUCGAGUCGGACAACGAUGAUGCGGACGACGAUGACGACAUGUUUGAUUAAAAACCUUUGAUCACAUUCAAACACACUCCUCCUCCUCCUUCUCCCUCUUUGUUCCCACAGACUUUUGUACAUUUCCUGUUUCAUUUUAUUUUCAUUAAUGGUGACGUUCAAUGAUUUCUAAUGUGUAGGUGUUUUACACUUUUUCUUAUACAUAUACAGGUUUCUUUUUUUAUGCUCAUUGAAAUGUUCUGUAUUUGUCCGAAAGCGGCUUUUAGAAGUUUAGAACGCUGUGCUUUAGCACAUUUUAAUUGUUAAAAUAAUAUGUAACUUUUUGAACAUGAAGUUGAAAGUAAACAAUGAAAUGUC